UGCAUUUUCUCCACCAUCACAUUGACUUAUUCCGGGUCGUUGUAAUAAGACGCAAGUCAGUGUGUUUUUUGAGAAAAAAUAACUCAAAAUAUUUUUAAGUGUUUUUUAACAUAAAAUUGAUGGGGGUUUUAAGAAUUUUUAUUGACAAACAAAUGUUUAUGGAGUUUUGGUCAAUAAUUUAUUGUUAAGUUUUUAGUUUGUUUUAUUUAUAUUUGAGAGAGAGAGAAGAAAGAGAGAGUGAUUUUCUGUGUGAAAAUGUCAUCAGAAAGUGAAAAAACAUGUGAAGAGAUUAUUUCACCGCCUAUAAAUGAUGAGAAGUUGACUGAAGCAGUCGAAGAGGAUGAAGUCAACAACAGUGAAGGAAUUGACCUUGGAGUCGGUAACUUUGUUAAAACCGUAACACCAUGUCCAUUACGAGCACCGCUUGUCGUUUCAAUCGUUGGACUACCAUGUCGCGGCAAAUCAUUUGCUGCCCACAAAAUCGCCCGUCAUCUUAGCUGGAAGGGUGAAUUGGCUAAAGUUUUCCCAGUGGAACAAAACGCUACCUCAGAAACUUUAAAUGAUAUCUCAAAUUGGUUUCUCGACGGCAAUAAUGUUGCUAUUAUUGAUGGCAUGCAUUUGAGUCGUCAAUCACGCCAAUUAGUUUCCAAUUUUUGUAAUGACCGCAUCUACCAUCAUUUAAUUGUUGAAAUCGAUUGUGAUGAUAAAAGUCUCGAAUCAAAUAUUAAAGAGAUGGUACGUUAUUUUGAAAGAACAAAUAAUCGCAGCAUAGAUUGGAAAAAGAUAUUUAUCGAAAAGGUUCGUGACUGUACACCAUUGUUCGAAAAAUGCCUUCCACUUGAAAGUCCUUUAAUCACUGUCAAUAAUUCGGAAAAUCCUUACUUGCAUUCGGUGAUGUCACGUGGAGUGCAAGGAGCCUUACAAACAUCAAUUUUGGGUGUUCUUUCACAUCCGGUGAUAAGAGAACAACUUUUUUACUUUAGUCGACACGGUGAAUCUGAUUACAAUGUGGUUGGAAGGAUCGGUGGCAAUGCGGAUUUGUCAUCGCGUGGCUGGAAAUAUGCAGAACGUUUGACUCGUUUGUUUAAGGAAAAUCAAUUGACCCUUCCCGGUCCUCAAUUGAUUUGGACUUCAGAAUUCAUCCGAACUAUUCAUACGGUUCGUGAUAUUCCUGGACCUAGAGCUGCUGUUAACGAUUUAAAUGAAAUUAAUGCUGGUAUUUGUGAAGGACUUACUUAUGAAGAGAUUCAAGAAAAAUUCCCACAAGAAUUUGCUUGGCGCGAUCAAGAUAAAUUCAAAUAUCGCUACCCUCAUGGCGAAUCAUAUUUGGAUUUGUUGCAGCGUGUCGAUAGUGUCAUUCAGGGAUUGCUCACCAAAACUCAAGUUUUGGUUGUUUCCCAUCAAGCAGUUUUGAGAUGUGUGAUGGCGUAUUUUAAUGGCACUAAGCCAGAUCAAGUUCCCUAUAUCAAUGUUCCAUUACAUACACUUCUGGUCGUGCGCACAAAUGGUUUUAACUUUGAAGUCGAAGAGAUUCCUCUUCAUGUCGAAUGUGUUGACACAUAUCGUGUUAAACCUAAGAACUGCAAUAUAGAACGUACAAGUUCAGAUGCCCUUGGUACAGUGCCCGCUCACUUUGAUGCACCUCUGCCAAAAGUUACUCAGGGUCUUACAAGUCGUUAAGGAAAAAUUAUAAAAAAAAAAAAACAACAAGUAGCAAAACAGCACAACAAUCAUCCAUCAUCAUCAUGCAACAAAUUAAAUACGGAAUACAACAAUAACAACAACAAAUAUUAAUACUAAAAUAUAUCUUUUAGAAAAAAAACUACAAUAUUGGUCUCAAACGAAAAUCAUUUAAAUAUUUAGUUUUUUUCGGUAAUUCAUCUCUGUUCACAUUUUAAACUUUUUUUUUAUUUAUUCAAAAACAAAAGAUGUUAUGAUAAUUUUUUUUACAAACAAAAACAUAUUUUAUAAGUUUUAAACCUAAACACAGUAGACACUAGAAAUUGCAUGAACAUUUUAGAGAAAACCUUAAAUUUAAAAAAAAAAACUUUUAAAAAAACCUUAUGCAAAAAGCAUAUUAUUUAAAAACACAAAAUAAUAAAAAAAAAACUAAAAAAUUUUAAUCCCUCGAAAAUCACCUGAAACGGUACGAAAUAAAAUUAAUACAUAUACAUUUAUGUAUGUGUAUCAUGACAAAUAAUUUUUUAAAUGUUCAUUAAUUCAAGAGUCUACUGUAUCUUAUAAGCAAUUUUAUUAUCUAUUGCAAAACAAUACAAAAAAAAAAACAAAAAAUAGUAAAA
Messenger RNA from Episyrphus balteatus (marmalade hoverfly), 2300 nucleotides. RefSeq names its product 6-phosphofructo-2-kinase/fructose-2,6-bisphosphatase-like. NCBI's taxonomy places the organism in Eukaryota, Metazoa, Arthropoda, Insecta, Diptera, Syrphidae. Gene Ontology annotation, molecular function: ATP binding; fructose-2,6-bisphosphate 2-phosphatase activity; 6-phosphofructo-2-kinase activity. The transcript has 10 exons. Bases 256 to 1680 code for a protein of 474 amino acids. Gene Ontology annotation, biological process: fructose metabolic process; fructose 2,6-bisphosphate metabolic process. Gene Ontology annotation, cellular component: cytosol. The record is from RefSeq and is a predicted model, not a curated record.